Molecule: messenger RNA, 4281 nt
Organism: Acipenser ruthenus (sterlet)
Lineage: Eukaryota; Metazoa; Chordata; Actinopteri; Acipenseriformes; Acipenseridae
Product: nuclear receptor coactivator 4-like
Exons: 10
Coding region: 468-2450 (660 amino acids)
Biological process (GO): intracellular iron ion homeostasis; response to hormone
Molecular function (GO): transcription coactivator activity
Source: RefSeq, a predicted model, not a curated record
AGAGCACUUUAACAGCGCACUCGCAGUGCUUUUAAUUUAUUCGCGCUUGCCCUGGCAAAAUGUUUCUUGACAUAACCAAUCAUUAAUUCGCAUAAAUAACAGUCAGCCACUUUAUAUUAACGAUAUUUUGUAUUGUUAUUUAAAAAAUACGGGUAUAUCCUGACGCUGCAACACAGCAUCACCGCAAUGUAUUCAUUACAGAGUGGGCUCCACAAAUGGCGCCUGUAAUUGAGUACCGAAGUGCAUCACGGGAUUGACUGUCCUAGCCUUCUUUAUAUAGUCCUCGUGGCCGGUUGGUACGCGGCGUGACGUGACGUGACGUACACUAAAUCGUCAGAAUUUCCAUAACUAGAGAGGAGGAAACAGUGCGACAGAGAGAAACGGACGCAAACCAGGACAAUAUACCGGCUCUGUGUGUGCCUUCAAAUUACUGGGAGAGAUCUGUCGGACUGGAAAUAAGUUACAGAAUGGCGCCCCCUGUAGACGAGUGUGAAAAAGACACCCUGAGGCAGUGCCUGCAGGCGCGCUCCCAGCUGGAGACGGCCAUCGCUGCGGUGACCAGGGCGGAGCUACAGCUGCGCGACAAUGCCAGAGAGGUGAAGUCCGAGCUCCACAGCUGUAUCAGCCGGCACCUGGAGUUCCUGCGCUCUCGUGAGGUCUGGCUGCUCGAGCAGAUUGAGAUCAUCCAGCACCUCAAAGAGGAGUCCCUGCAGCAACAGCUACAGCAGCUCCACUGGCUCCUGGGUCAGUUCAACGUCGUGGUUCAGCAGCUGGAGAGUUGCAACAGCAACAGCCUGGCCAACCAGAUCACCAGCUGCCUGGAGAAAUUGUCCAGUCUGAGUCUGAACCCUGAGGAGACCCCUGAGAUGAGUUUCCAGGCUGACGCCCGCUCCCUUCGCCAGGCCAUCACCUCCUUCGGGACCAUCGCCACUGAGGAGAUGGAGUGCCUGCCAGCGGCUCACAGUCCUCCAGAGAGUUCCGGGCCUUUCCUCAAUGCCUGGCUUCUGCAGCGCUGCCCUUUGGCCCCGCAGCAGCACAGCGAGAGAGCCGAGUCGCUUGCAGAUUGGCUGCUGGGGAGCCGCCCUGUGACAGUGUGCCCUGCUGGUUACCAGUCAAGCACCGACCCCCAGGACUGGCUGCUGAGAGCGGGGGAGAGGGGACAGGUUCCCCCACCUUUGGCCCACUUCGAUUUCGAGGCGGCCUGGGGCCAGCUCCGUGACCUGGAGGCCUGGCUACUGCAGGACACAGCGCCCCCUAGGAACCGCACCCUGAGUGACAUCAGCACCACCAGCAGCUCUGCACUGUCCAUAGAGAAGAUAGAGUCGGAGCUGAACGACAGCGAAAAGGGAGAGAGAGAGGGGAGCAGAAGCAGCAACAGUGUAGACCUUAAUGACUGGCUCAUCACCCCCAGUGCAGUAAACAUGAACUACACACACAGCAGCAACACCCCCACUGGAGAAACGGAGAAUAACAGCAAGAAGAACCAACAAGUUCUCAUCAGCAACCUCUUCAGACCCUUCCAUGAGACCUUCUCCUCCAGUGAUUGGCUGCACAAGACUGAAGGGAGGUGUGGCACCUGCUGUGUCCCCAAGACGGUAGCAAUCGAGAUCGAGAACCUGGGAAACCUCAAGUGUCUGAAGCAGAGUCCCUCCUCUCCCAUUCUGGGCUCUGCUGGCCAGGCCUGGCUCCUGCAGCAGCACCAGCAAGCUCCUCCUCCAAUCAGAGUGGAACAGGUGUGCAAGGCCAACGAGCCAUGCAAGAGCUUCUCGGAGUGUGUGUGCGAGGAGAACUGCGGCAGAGAGGCUCUGCGGUCCUGGCUGCUCAAGCAGGAAGGGCGAGACAAGAAUGGGGUGCCUGCUGCCGCUGACAAGAACGGGGGUAACCCGGACCGCGUGGAGGUCCUGCUGGACAGCUGGCUGUACCCCAGCAGAAAGGAGGCCCCCUCCCCGUCCUCCCCUCUCUCUACCUGGGUCUGCCCCUCCGCACAGGGCCAGGAGAAGGCCAGUCGAGAGGAGCAGAGCUCGGAGUCGAAGAACCCCUUCCACAGCCCUCUGAGCUCCCAGUGCUGGGUGCAGCCCCACUCCCAGCCGCAGUCUACCCCCCCUGCAGAGCAGAGCCCCUUCCACACCCCCCUGUGCUCAGAGAGCUGGGUCCUACCCCAGUCACGCUCCCUCUCCCAGCCCCAGUCUACCCCCCCUGCAGAGCAGAGCCCCUUCCACACACCCCUGCGCUCAGAGAGCUGGGUCCUACCCCAGUCACACUCCCUGUCCGAGCCCCAGCCUGAUAAGCACAGCCAUUCCGACACAGCGGCUCCGGAAGAGGACAAGUGGCUGCUCCGCAAGAGAGCUCAUGAGCGAUAUGGACUGCCUUCGGUCUGCGACCUGUUUGCCUGCAUGAAACUCAAAGUAGAUAAAGAGCAGUGGCUGUACAGGACACCUAUACAGAUGUGAGGUGUCCCAGAAAACCAUCCUGCCAAGAUUUGGGGAGAUUUAUGCAGUGCCACCUCCUAAUGAAGAGCCACUCAAUCGCUGCUCGACGCACACAUUUACCCGUGGCCGCCUCUCGUCUUCAUCCUCCUCCUCUGUAUCUGUCUGGCUGUCUGUCUGUCUCUGGGCUGCAGUAUCUCCUUUCCUACUUGGUGUAAUGAUCUGCAGCUGUAAGCAGGAGGAACAGGACUGACCCUGCUGCAUUGUGUUCCCAAACCAAGGGUCCAAUUCCAGAUAACAAAGGGGGGUGGGGGACGUAACCAGAAGGGGAGCACAAUGGUAGUUGACUCCAGUCCUGCAGUAUCACCUGCAGUCCAGGGUUUUGUUUCAACCGUAAACUGAAUGUUGUGAGUGUGUCCCGUCUUGUCGCUGAGGACCCGAGGACAAAUUGCACAUGUAAUACCUUCACUGUGGAGGGGGUGAUUUGCCCAUAGUGGGAUAUAGGCCUCUGUCUUAAUUAUCUAUGACAAAUCUCUAGUAUCUAGUAUGUGGACUGUCCAGGUUUUGUGUGCUGAGAUGAUGAUGAUGAUGGUUAUUAUUAAUAAUAAUAAUAAUAAUAAUAAUAAUAAUAAUAAUAAUAAUAAUAAUAAUAAUAAUAAUAACAGCCACAUUGGGCUCUAAUACAAAAAACAAAAUGAUAGUUUCAGGGCCCAUAGUACUGAAACAACCCUUCUUGAGAAUUUUUUUUCUUUUAAAUUUCUUUUUUUUUUUUUCCUUUUUUAAAAUGUGUGUCUUGUGUGGUUUCAGGUUGAUGCUGUGUUUUUAUUUUUCCUUUUAAUUUGGCUUUUAAUUCUGGUUGAAUUUCCAGCCGAUGUCGUCAGACUGCCGCUGUGGUUGUUAGUUCAGUAGGGCUGUGAAACUCUGACAUGCAUUCACUGUUCCCUUUGCAAUCACAGAGUGGACCAGCCUAACUGCACUGAUAUCCCAUGUGGCACGAAUACUGUGUAAUUGACCAUGGAAAACAGGUCAGAUACCCUGCAGGUAAAGCCAACUUCAAGCAUAUUGGUGCUUUAAUGAAAAGAGGAACAACACGUCUUUGAGUAAGACGACCAUUUUGAAUGGGUGUUUUGGAUGCUGUGUUGUGCACAUUGGGCAUAGCAAACCUCCAGAGAGCAUGUAGGGGAUUAGUGCUCUCUCUAGUAACCUGAUUGACAGGCUCCCUCAUCAAGGGUUAUUAUAACUUACCGAUACAAUGCAAUGUCCAAAUUGUGACUGGAGUGUUUUCCCGGUUUAAUUCACUGAAGCGUUUUGUUUCAGUAUUCUCUGUUGCCACAGUAUAUGGUGCUGAUAUCGGUCUACCCAGCAGAGUGCUAGUUUCUGUGUAAUCUUUGUCCUGUUGUGUUUAAACACCAGUCAAGUCACUCUCCCUGCUGGGACCCACACACUUGGUAGUGAGAACAAGAUCUGCAGUACCCAGUGCAAAGUCACUACAGCUCAACACUUUGCUGCAGAGUCCGUUUGUUUAGAUGAAUGGAUAUUCCUGUUGCCCCUCUAAACUCUUCCUAGUCUUUUUGAAACAGUCAUAUCUAUUUUUUGAGUUGUGGGGAACAGCAUUUUUGCCUUGAUUCUUUUAGUUUUGAGGGGUAAAUCCCUCCUUACUCCAUGUUUCUUUGUUGGUGUAAAGUGUGCAGCAAAGUAUUGAGCUGCCAGACCCUCCUUUCCUCUGAUUGAACGUCCUUUAUCAUCCUAUAUAGAAUAAAACCUUUAUAUAUUAUAUUGCAUAUUCAUGUUUUAACAGCUGUGAUCUAGGUAUAUAUAUAUUAUUAAACUCAAUAAAACAUUGAACCAAAAUCAA